Medicago truncatula (barrel medic) is the source of this 2109-nucleotide messenger RNA. Its product is annotated as putative clathrin assembly protein At4g02650. The transcript is spliced from 2 exons. Gene Ontology annotation, cellular component: clathrin-coated vesicle; clathrin-coated pit. Gene Ontology annotation, molecular function: clathrin heavy chain binding; 1-phosphatidylinositol binding; phosphatidylinositol-4,5-bisphosphate binding. The record is from RefSeq and is a predicted model, not a curated record. Gene Ontology annotation, biological process: clathrin-dependent endocytosis; clathrin coat assembly; vesicle budding from membrane. Lineage: Eukaryota; Viridiplantae; Streptophyta; Magnoliopsida; Fabales; Fabaceae. Bases 78 to 1844 code for a protein of 588 amino acids.
CAAAGAAUUUCAGAGCUACAAAAUUAGAACAUUCAAUAGCCUAAUCAAACAAGUCAAAUUUACCUUAUAAAGAAACAAUGUCACAAAGUACAUUAAGAAGAGCCAUUGGAGCAGUGAAAGAUCAAACAAGCAUAGGCAUAGCAAAAGUUGGAAGCAGUGCCUCAAUAGGUGAUCUUCAAGUAGCCAUUGUUAAAGCAACAAAACAUGAUGAAAAUCCAGCUGAAGAAAGACACAUUAGAGAGAUUCUAAGCUUAACAUGUUACUCACGAGCAUUCAUAAGUUCUUGUGUGAACACACUCUCUAAACGUUUGAUCAAGACAAGCAGUUGGACAGUUGCUUUAAAAACACUUGUUUUGAUUCAAAGGUUGUUGGCUGAUGGUGAUCGUGCUUAUGAACAAGAAAUAUUCUUCUCAACUCAACGUGGAACUCGACUUCUUAACAUGUCUGAUUUUAGGGACAAGUCUAAGUCUAAUUCAUGGGAUUAUUCUUCGUUUGUUCGCACGUACGCGCUGUAUUUAGAUGAGAGGCUUGAGUAUAGGAUGCAAUAUAAGCGUGGAAGAAGUGGUCGGUUCGCGUAUGAUGAAGAUGAGGAAGAACAAUCAAGGGAAAGCAAAAGAGAGAGAUAUAGAGAAAGAGAUAGGGAUAAAGAGAUUGUUGUGAGAUCUACUCCGUUGCGUGAAAUGAAGACUGACGAUCUAUUUUCCAGAAUGCAGCAUUUGCAGCUGUUGCUUGAGCGAUUUAUGGCUUGUCGUCCAACAGGUAGAGCAAAGACACAUAGAAUGGUGAUAGUGGCACUCUACCCAAUUGUGAAGGAGAGUUUUCAAACAUAUCAUGACAUGACAAGCAUACUAGGUAUCUUCAUCGAUCGUUUCACUGAAAUGGAAGUACCAGAAUACUACAAGGUUUACGACGUUUUCUGUCGCGUUGGAAAACAGUAUGACGAGCUAGACUUGUUUUACAGCUGGUCUAAAAGUAUUGGCAUCGGACGUUCUUCCGAGUAUCCAGAGAUUGAAAAAGUCACAACGAAGAAGUUAGACCUCAUGGAUCAGUUCAUUAGAGACAAAUCUCUCGUAUCACAAGCAAAUAAGCUGAUUACACAAGAAGAAAAUAAUGAAAAGAAUGAAGAAGAAAAUGAAGUAGAAGAAGAUAUGAAUGAAAUCAAAGCACUUCCACCACCAGAAGGAUUCAAUGAGGAACAAGUAGAGGAAGAGAUAAAAGAACAAGAUCAAAAGGAAGAAGAAAAAAUAGUGCAAACAGAAGGUGAUUUGUUAGAUUUAACUGACAGUAUGACAAAUCAAGAUUAUGUUGGAAACAAACUAGCAUUGGCAUUAUUUGAUGAGUUACCAAAUACAACAAGUAAUACCAUACAAGCUCUUCCGUGGCAUGCUUUUGAUGAUGUAUCAGAUUGGGAAACAACACUGGUUCAAUCAAGUACCAAUUUGCCUAAUCAGAAACCAUCAUUAGGUGGUGGAUUUGAUACAUUGUUAUUGGAUAGCAUGUAUAAUCAGAAACCAUCUCUGCAAGGAAUGAAUGGUUAUGGGAGUGCUAGCAGUGUUGCAAUAAGGUCAGAAGCAACAAUGUUAGCAUUGCCAGCACCACCAACAUCAAGGAAUGGUUCUCAAGAUCCAUUUGCAGCAUCAAUGCUUGUAGCACCACCAGCUUAUGUUCAAAUGUCAGAGAUGGAGACGAGACAAAGGCUAUUAGCUGAAGAACAAGCAAUUUGGCAGCAAUAUGCAAAAAAUGGAAUGCAAGGACAAGUUGGAUUUGCAACACAGCAACAACCUAAUAGUAAUUUCUACAUGGGAGGGUAUCAACAAAAUCAUUAUGGGAACUAUUAUCAUUGACUAGGAAGAAUUCUUCAUUAGUUUGUACUAACCUAUGAAGUACAGACUCAGACACAGACACGAAACACGAUACGUCAAUACCGAUAAUAGUUUGAAAAAGGACAUAAUUCAAUGUAAUCAUAUAUGUCGGUAUAGUGUCGGUACCAGACACGAUACGUAUCCGACACCGAGACACACUUAAUAUGAGGAGUAUUUGUGUUUCAUAGGUACCAACCCAACUCCCUCUCCCUCCCCCACCUUCUCCCCAAGGUGAAGUAAAAUGUAA